AUGUCGACCAAAACGGACCCAAGUGGGGCGAGUGUGUAUCGCUGCUCGCUUGAACUUGAACGUGAGUUCGAAUCGGCGAUGUUUGUACCAUAGGCAGUACAAUCCCGGGGCCUUUCCUGCCGGGCUGAGAUACUCCGCCUGUUGCCCUUCUCAUGACUCCGUGUCCGACUGUUGAGCCCUAACGUUGCUUUGGCUUGAUUAACCGCUUGAGCACCACAGCCAGUUAUCGCGUAGAAAUUCAAAAGAUCGGUUCCACGAUCUCCACCUCGAUCCUUUUGCAUGACCAGAUCCCAAAGCUACAAGCUCAGGCAAGUACGAAGUGCCAACCGCGUGGGCAUGGGGCUAUUUUGUUCAAGCUAACGACUCGGAAUUUCACCCUGGUCAGAUCGAGGCUUCGUCGGGCAUAAUGUCGGUCGUCAUGCUUCCCGCACCCGGCAACUCAGUCCAACAAUCUCACGAAUUCAACCUCGUCAAGGCACUGGUCCUGGUUCUUUGGCCUCACUUUGCCUGUCGCUGCCCCAUCCCCGAAGAACUCGAAGUAAUUCCGACGCCUCCGAAUCCGACCCUCCUGGCGGAAUUCGAUCAAAUAGGUAAGGCGGCGGGCAACCUGCGAGCGGAGUCACUGUAGAUAGGUUCUGAUGCUGAAGCAGAGUCUCGUACUUUUCAAGGCGGCGUCCGGAAAAGCUCGGGGAACGGGACCUUCAUUUCGCGUGGAGCGGUCUUCCAACUGUUCAAAUAUGCCUGCACAUCCAAUCAAGGGGCCCCAUUGUUCCCCUAUGUCGUCGCCGAGACAGCAGGGACCGUUCACCCUCUUCGGCCUACAAAGCCCGUGCCUUCCUCAACGAUAUACUCCCGACAUAUUCCACAUCUGGAACAGUUUUUCUCGCUCCAUGUGGCCGGACCUUCCGAUUUGGACACCCUGCAUGGUAUGUCAACUUUGUGCUAUCAUCGGAUACACGCCCCGCCCCGCCAUGAUGCUGACCAGAUUGAGUCAAUUUUGAAGCGUGGCUCAACGACGAGCGAGUGGAUGUAUUCUGGCAAGAAAAGGGGAGCUUUGAGCAGCACAGAAAAUUUCUUGCCGAUCGAACCUCGGACGCACACGUACUGCCAGUGAUCGGAAGCUAUCUCCCUGACACCACCCCAGAAGGACACGUCAAUACAUCAAAGGAGCCGGCAACAUACUCAGAGAUAUACUGGGUCAAGGAGGAUCGGCUGGGCUCACUGAUGGAAGGAGUACAGGGCUACGAUCGUGGUCAGCAUGCUUUCGAUCUUUCGGAGCACACCCUGCACUGUCCUGACCGCCCACCUUCUUGCUCGCCAGGCUUGCACAUGCUCGUGGGCUCGAAUGCCCAUCGAGGCCCGCGUCGAAUUCGCGCAUGGAUGCCGUCCUUGGUUCACUAUUGUUUCCUUGACGAGCCACGGACUCAGCGAGUCGUCUGCGAGCCGAACGAGAAGAACGUCAAAAUACUCCAGGUAGGUUUGGUUCGGCAUAUUGCACACACCAUCGUGAUCCCGCUUCUGAUGUACACCUGGUCACCUUUAAACCCGGUACCGGCGUUCUUGAAAUCGCAGUACCUAGAAUCAGUCGGCUUUGAGCGACACGGUAGUGUCGCGUUCCCUCACAAGACCGCAGCUUUGAUGAUCGUUGAUCGGGUCCGAUUUUAUGAGCUUUUCCCAUUCUAA
Molecule: messenger RNA, 1683 nt
Organism: Microbotryum saponariae
Lineage: Eukaryota; Fungi; Basidiomycota; Microbotryomycetes; Microbotryales; Microbotryaceae
Source: the annotation of a GenBank genome assembly